UCACAAAACCCAAGGUUAGCCACGGCUGUGGGUGUAAUACUCUCUCUCACCCUCUUCUCUUCCAGCUGGUUAAUGCACCUUCUGUCCCUCCCACUGCUCCAGACUGUCUGCGGCUUGACGGUCGGAUCCCGGCAGCUCAGAGCCAAAACUGCUCCAGCUACCAGCCAGGCCUGACGGUCACCCACGGCUUCCUCUACCCUCCCAACUUCAGCUCAUCUGUUCUUGAGCAGUACGAUGCUCUGGUUACUAGCAACAUUGUUCCUAUGUACAAAGAAUUUAAAAGAUUGUGGGAUUACUUCCAUACGACCCUACUUCCAAAAUAUGCUACUGAGAGAAAUGGACUAAAUGUGAUCAGUGGGCCUAUUUUUGAUUAUAAUUACGAUGGGCACUUUGAUUCUCGUGACACAAUCACACAGCAUGUAACCGAUACAGAGAUUCCCAUCCCAACCCAUUACUUUGUGGUGCUGACUAGCUGUGAGGAUCCAACCAAGACUCCACUGAAUUGUUCAGGCUCUUUGAAGGUUCUGUCUUUCAUUCUUCCUCAUCGUCCGGACAACUCAGAGAGCUGUGCUGACACAGUGCCAGAGAAUCUGUGGGUUGAAGAAAGAAUACAGACUCAUACAGCACGUGUUCGUGACGUGGAGCUUCUGACUGGUCUGAAUUUUUACUCAGAGCCCCAACAGCCUCUCUCUGAAAUCCUUCAGUUGAAGACAUUUCUACCUGUAUUUCAAACCCUUAUUUACUGAAUGUAAAUCUAGGGCUCCUCCCGAGGGAAGGCUCUUAGCCUCAGUGCUACUAAUAAUUAUAAACAAAAGCAAACAAACAAAAACAA
This is a messenger RNA of Candoia aspera, 832 nucleotides long. Its product is annotated as venom phosphodiesterase 2-like. The transcript is spliced from 5 exons. The record is from RefSeq and is a predicted model, not a curated record. Lineage: Eukaryota; Metazoa; Chordata; Lepidosauria; Squamata; Candoiidae. The coding region runs from base 264 to 746 and encodes 160 amino acids. Gene Ontology annotation, molecular function: metal ion binding; hydrolase activity; nucleic acid binding.